Messenger RNA from Pecten maximus, 3598 nucleotides. RefSeq names its product probable lysosomal cobalamin transporter. The record is from RefSeq and is a predicted model, not a curated record. Gene Ontology annotation, biological process: protein localization to vacuole. NCBI's taxonomy places the organism in Eukaryota, Metazoa, Mollusca, Bivalvia, Pectinida, Pectinidae. The coding region runs from base 12 to 1610 and encodes 532 amino acids. Gene Ontology annotation, cellular component: vacuolar membrane. The transcript is spliced from 15 exons.
AAACAAAAAAGAUGGCGAUUCCUAGUUCGGUUCUCGCUGCAGGAUGGAUACCAUUUGUCGUUAUCAUUGUGUUGGUGUUGCUAUUUUCCACAAUAUAUAUAAAGUACUUCAUGAGCAAGCGAGAUAGCACCAUAUCCAGUACAGUGUCGGCCAUUGUAGCGUUGAGUGUGAUCCUGUUGACCACUGCUCUCAUUCCUGUUGAUGUUUUCCUUGUCUCUUACAUGAAAGACAGCAAGGGUCACUUCAAGGAUUGGGCAAAUGAUUCUGAAACAAGACAAUCCAUAGAGAAUUCAGUGGCUUAUGGCUAUUACACAUUGUAUGGCCUGGUGACCUUCUGUCUGUUUAUACUACUGCCAUUUAUGUACUUCUUCUACGAGGAAAAGGAUGAGGAUACUAGUAACAAGUCUCGCUGUUGUUCGGCUUUGAAGUACACUGUGGUGUUUGUUAUUAUUGUGGGUGUUCUACUACUGAUUGGAGCAUUUGUACCCACCAAGAAUGCCCCAAACCCUAAUGCUACGGACUACCAGAAGAUUGAAGCACUCUUCAAAGACCUUACAACAAAUGAUGGUGAAGAUGCCUUAUCCUUUGUCAUCAGUAUUAUCAGUCUGCUGGGAAUGUGUGCCCUCAUCACUUACACAGCAUAUGGUAUGUCUGCCCUGCCAAUGGGUCUGAUUAAAGGAAGGAAAGGAGCAAAAACAGAAAAAAUGACUGUGCAAGCUGAACGAUCUUCUGCUCAGGCUAGGAUACAGUCCCUCAAAGACAAGUAUUCUGGUCGGUCAAUGUCGUCACGACGACGGAACAACCUUUCUGAUAUGGAAGAAUCAGAGCGUCUGAUGGAGAGAAAGGAAAACCACUUGGCAGCUAAUGAGAGAAGUAUACUUCAGCGCUGUCUGGUUGUCCUCCGACCUUUUGAGGUUGUCUUUGGGAUAUUUUUCUUCCUCAUCACACUGCUGAUCUUUGUGUCCUUGCUCCUGACAAACAUAGACAAGGCCAUUCAUAGUCUUGGAUACAAGUUUGGAUAUGCCCUGCCUCACCGGACUCUCCCUAACCCUGUAGAUAUGGUUCUAGUCUUCUGCCAGAAAGUGUUUCCACUGGACUACAUCAUGUUUUCACUGCUGGUGGUCUAUCUCGUCUUCUGCUCAAUGUCUGGUGUCCGAAACAUAGGCAUCUGGUUCUUCUGGCUCAAAAUGUAUAAGAUCCGGCCGCGAAGAACUCGCCCACAGGGAAUACUGAUGCUGUGUAUGAUUCUCAUGUUCGUCAUGUCUGCCAUCAACAUCAUCAUUUAUGAACUCACCCCCCAGUACUCCAGCUUUGGUAGUCAGAGAUACACAGUGCAAAGCAACAGUACUAGUGAUGGCAAGUUGGAGAUCUGCUCAACUGAUGCACAUAACUCCAGCUGUGUGAUCUCUCGGAUGGCUCUGCUGUUAACACGUUUCUUCUACAAGAUGUGGUUCUUUGGGGCCGCCUAUUACUGGACAACAUGGGUGUUCCUGGGAAUUAUGUUGAUCGGUUUCCUGGUCGCAUUCAUCAAGAAGAGGAAGUCGGCCAUCGACGGAGAAGUAGAUGAAGAUGAUUUUGAUGACAGUGAUGACGAGAUGAUACAACCAUAACUUUGAACAGGACGAUUUGCAUAUUGUGAUAUUUUUUGUUUCUAAAGUAAUGUGCUGUCAUUUAUUUAUACGCUUUUUAGGUCAUCAGGAUGACCUAUAGCCAUUGUGCUCUGUCCGUCGACGUCCACCGUGCAGCGUUAGACUUUUACAUUCAAAACGCUACUCCUCCUUAACCCCAAAGCAGAUUACUACCAAAGUUUGAAUGAAACAUCAUUAGGGGAGGGCGAACAUAUUUUUAUAAGCCAGGCGGAUCUUACCCCUGGGGCUUGAGUGGCAGGGCCCAAAAAGGGGAAUUUUGGUGAAUUUUUGCUUUAAAACCCUGCUCCUUCUUAACCCUUGAGUGGAUUAUAACUAAAUUUGAUGAGAAAUAUUAUUGAAGGAAGGCAAUCAUACUUUAUAAAUGAAUCUGAUCAAACCCCUGGGACCCAAGCGGCGGGCCCAGAACGGGGAAGUUCAGUGAAUUUUUGCUUUAAAACCCUACUCCUUAACUGCUUAGAAGAUUACAACUAAAUUUUGUGUGAGACAUCAUUUGGGGAGGGCAAUUAUAUUUCAAAUAAAUGAGGUAGGUCUGACCCCUAGAGUCUGAGUGGUGGGGCCACAAAAGGGGAACUUUGAUGAAUUUUUGGUUUUAAACCCUACUUCUUCUUAACCCUUAGUUGGAUUAUAUCCCAAUUUGUUGUGUUGUUUCAUAUAAAUGAAGCCUGUGUGAUCCCCGGGGUCAGUGGGAUGGGGCUCCAAAGGGGGAACUUUGCUGUAAUUUUGCUUUAAAACUCAACUUUUUCUUAAACUUUGAGUGGAUUACAACCAAAUUUGGUGUGCAACAUCAUUGGGGGAGACCAAUCAUAUUCUAUAUAAAUGAGGCUGGUGUGACCCAUGGGGCCCCAAGUGGAUUGGCCCCUAAAAGGGAACUUUGCUGUGAUUUUGUUUUCUAUACAAUAAUGAUUCAGAUGAAUGAUAAGGGCCUUGACACUCUUGUUAAAUUUGAUUUAAUAUGAAGGAAUUGCAGCCAUGACUCUAGUUUGUGGAUUGAAACUUUGUACUUAGAUUCUACAUUAUAUGAAGUGGACAUAUUCUACAUUAUGUGAAGUGGACAGAUUCUACAUUAUAUGAAGUGGACAUAUUCUACAUUAUAUGAAGUGGACAUAUUCUACAUUAUGAGAAGUGGACAUAUUCUACAUUAUGAGAAGUGGACAGAUUCUACAUUACGUGAAGUGGACAUAUUCUACAUUACGUGAAGUGGACAUAUUCUACAUUACGUGAGGUGGACAUAUUCUACAUUAUGAGAAGUGGACAUAUUCUACAUUAUAUGAAGUGGACAUAUUCUACAUUAUAUGAAGUGGACAGAUUCUACAUUAUUUGAAGUGGACAGAUUCUACAUUAUGUGAAGUGGACAGAUUCUACAUUAUUUGAAGUGGACAUAUUCUACAUUACGUGAAGUGGACAGAUUCUACAUUUUGUGAAGUGGACAUAUUCUACAUUAUUUGAAGUGGACAGAUUCUACAUUAUUUGAAGUGGACAUAUUCUACAUUACGUGAAUUGGACAUAUUCUACAUUAUGUGAAGUGGACAGAUUCUACAUUAUGUGAAGUGGACAUAUUCUACAUUAUGAGAAGUGGACAUAUUCUACAUUACGUGAAGUGGACAUAUUCUACAUUAUGAGAAGUGGACAUAUUCUACAUUAUUUGAAGUGGACAGAUUCUACGUGAUGUGAAGUGGACUGUCUGACUGCAUCAGAGAUUUUCUUCAAGUGCUGUUAAUCAGAAUAUAUGAAGAACAUAAUAGUCAUAAUGGUAUAAUAUUUAAAUGUCCGAUUAUGUGUGGGUUCAGAAUGUGUCCUGGAGUGAGUGACAGGUAGUAUGAUGUAUAUAUUUUGUAUUAUUGGAAAUGAUAAUUUAUAAUGGAAAUAACUGGAAAGUUAAGAUCAAAAUGCUUGACAUAAUAGAUACAAUGUUUAUACAGAUUGAACAAAAUAAAGUAAUGUAAUUGAAA